This is a messenger RNA of Penicillium diatomitis, 1491 nucleotides long. RefSeq lists its product as uncharacterized. Lineage: Eukaryota; Fungi; Ascomycota; Eurotiomycetes; Eurotiales; Aspergillaceae. The record is from RefSeq and is a predicted model, not a curated record. Bases 1 to 1491 code for a protein of 496 amino acids. The transcript is spliced from 6 exons.
AUGGUUUACAAGAAGCCCAGCCCAACAAGUGGUGCGAUGAAGCGAUCUGCUUCCGCGUUACACGAGGGGCUUCCUGGAUGGGAUAUCCCUCCACCUAUGAUGGCACCAGCAUAUCAUCCCCCCUCUCGCAUGCCAUACGCUCACUACGCCUUGAUCUACCUUGAUAAUGAAGGCAAGAUCAAAGUCGACGAAUCCGCCUCCAUCAAAGAACAAGACGCCACACUCUUCACUCCAGAGGUGAAGCAAAAUUUCCUCGAGAUCCUUGGCGAGCGCAUCGGUUACUGCCAGCCUCUUCGCCGCACAUUAAAAUCUUCCUCUGCCCGACGAGUCCGCCGUCGCGGCGCAAACACCCCCAGUCAAGAAGCUCGUCUCGCGGAUCCCGUUUCGGAUAGUGAGGAUAUGUCCAGCGGUAACUCUUACGAAAUGGCACCUCUUCGUAUCGGAGACACUGCCAAGGUAACGGCCUACUACGAGACUGCCUUAAAGCACUUCCAGCAGUUAAAUUGCCGCAUGAUCGCCAAGGCUUUCAUCAAGCAUAUUGAGCCUCGCAAGCAAGUCCGAUUCCCAUACAACGGCGGCAAGCCUCCAGCGGGAUCCCCCCGGGAGCCAGACCACCUUCGCAAAGAGUAUCGCAUUGAGCUCUUGAUUUACAUCAUCCGUGCCGGUAUCAGGAAUGCAACUGCCGACCGGCUCAAGGAGGUCGCAGGCGAUACCAAACGCAGUCUGAAGCAUCCGUCCCACAUUGAAAUCAUAUACGAGAUUCUGCGUGUUCGCAAGAUGGAAGAGCGCUUUGAGCGCGGAGAAGUUGAUGAGAACAUGGUCGUCUAUGUGACAAACCGCGGUCCUGGUCCUAAGGGCGAUGACGAGGAGGAAAUCAACAACGACAACACUGCCCCUACCAUCACACUUGCGGCACCUGAUUCUAUUGAAGAGGCUCUUCUUACUCCAAGCUCAAGUAUCGACCACGCGGCAUCUAUGGCGACGCCCAUUGAUCCUAUGACCAUUGGAUCAUCCCGAUCUAUUCCCACUGGCUUCUCUACAGCCCAACCUCUUACGUACGACAUGUCUCGACAGGACCGACACUACUACAACACACCACCCCAAUACACUGACUCAUUCUCUCAGUCCAUGAUGAACACUCCCGUCACAGCAGAGAUGAUCAGUCCCCAUGAUGUUUCAGUCUUCGACUAUUCCACCUCUCAAACAUUCCAUCCCCCUUCACCCGACCAAAAGUUCGAUCCGUGGACACCCAGUUUCCGACAGAUUCUCUUCAGCCCCGUGGAUUAUACCACUUCUCCAGUGACACACGGGAUGCCUCAUCCUGGAAUUCAGCAGUACACUGGCCUACCCAUGAUGUCUCCAUCUCAAAUGCAUGAGAUGGCCUCCUCCCACACACAAGCGCUCAUGGACCCCUCCGACCAACGGGCUCUCCCCUUUCGAAACGGCUCAAUCGGCCACUCUAACGAGCUGACUCUCUCUCACCCUGUCUAA